AUGGGGAAACUCGUGAACCUUCUUCUCCUCGUCCUGCUGGGAGUUUACAGUACAGUGGAUGGACAGUUUUACUGGAUGGAAUUCCAGUGCAGGUACAGCUCUGAGGAUCUACAUGACAUGGAGUUCAUAGAGGAACACAUUUAUAACAAGCUUAUGGACGUGCAGUUUAACAGCACUCUGGGGAAGUAUAUAGGAUACACUGAGGAAGGCGUCAGACAAGCAGCGGAAUGGAACAAAGACACUGCAGACCUGGCAUCACGGAAAGCCCAGGCGGAAACUGUGUGUAAACCGAACGCAAAGAUUAAACAAGAUCUCAUCUUUGGUGAAACGGUUGAGCCUCAGGUGAAGGUGAAGUUGGUGAAGAAGUCAGACGGCACCCAUCCUGCUGUGUUGAUGUGCAGCGCUUACAGCUUUUACCCAAAGCUCAUUAAAGUCACCUGGCUGAGAAACGGACAAGUAGUAAAGGGAGGUGUGACGUCCACAGAGGAGAUGGCUGAUGGAGACUGGUACUAUCAGGUCCACUCACAUCUGGAGUACAUGCCUGAAUCUGGAGAGGAGAUCUCCUGUGUGGUGGAACACGCCAGCUUCAAACAGCCCAUGAGCUAUAAGUGGGAUCCCUCCAUGUCUGAACCUGAUAAGAGUAAGAUCGCUAUCGGGGCUUCAGGUCUGGUGUUGGGUCUCGUGCUCUCAGCUGCUGGGUUCAUCUACUACAGGAAGAAAUGCUCAGGACGCAUCCUGGUGCCGACAUAAACACUGGUGAAUCUCACUGUGUUGAAGGGGAACGUGUUUGAUGAGGGGGAACACUGGAGGUUUUGCUGACAUUGUUUUAUCUGUUCCUGCUCUGUAAUGAAAAGUCCUUUCUGAUCUAUUAGGUUUUAAUGUGUGCAUCGGCCUUUACAUUUUGACCAGCUUCAUGUAACAUAAUGAUGUCGAAUAACUGUAUGAGGUUUAUUGAUUAUAUGCUUUAUAAUAAUUCAGU
This is a messenger RNA of Clarias gariepinus (North African catfish), 979 nucleotides long. RefSeq names its product H-2 class II histocompatibility antigen, E-S beta chain-like. The record is from RefSeq and is a predicted model, not a curated record. The coding region runs from base 1 to 750 and encodes 249 amino acids. The transcript has 6 exons. Gene Ontology annotation, cellular component: MHC class II protein complex; membrane. Gene Ontology annotation, molecular function: MHC class II protein complex binding. NCBI's taxonomy places the organism in Eukaryota, Metazoa, Chordata, Actinopteri, Siluriformes, Clariidae. Gene Ontology annotation, biological process: immune response; immunoglobulin production involved in immunoglobulin-mediated immune response; peptide antigen assembly with MHC class II protein complex.